ACCAUGGCACAUGCGCAGUACGGGAUCUGUCUGUUCGUUUGUCGGCGCUACCAAUAAAGUUUUAGUGAGCACAGACUCCCUUUUCUUUGGCAACAUGGCGGAGUACGACCUGACUACUCGCAUCGCGCACUUUUUGGAUCGGCAUCUAGUCUUUCCGCUCCUUGAGUUUCUCUCUGUAAAAGAGAUAUAUAAUGAAAAGGAAUUAUUACAAGGUAAAUUGGACCUUCUUAGUGAUACCAACAUGGUAGACUUUGCUAUGGAUGUAUACAAAAACCUUUAUUCUGAUGAUAUUCCUCAUGCUUUGAGAGAGAAAAGAACCACAGUGGUUGCACAACUGAAACAGCUUCAGGCAGAAACAGAACCAAUUGUGAAGAUGUUUGAAGAUCCAGAAACUACGAGGCAAAUGCAGUCAACCAGGGAUGGUAGGAUGCUCUUUGACUACCUGGCAGACAAGCAUGGUUUUAGGCAGGAAUAUUUAGAUACACUCUACAGAUAUGCAAAAUUCCAGUACGAAUGUGGGAAUUACUCAGGAGCUGCAGAGUAUCUUUAUUUUUUUAGAGUGUUGGUUCCAGCAACAGAUAGAAAUGCUUUAAGUUCACUCUGGGGAAAGCUGGCCUCUGAAAUCUUAAUGCAGAAUUGGGAUGCAGCCAUGGAAGACCUUACACGGUUAAAAGAGACCAUAGAUAAUAAUUCUGUGAGUUCUCCACUUCAGUCUCUUCAACAGAGAACAUGGCUCAUUCACUGGUCUCUGUUUGUUUUCUUCAAUCACCCCAAAGGUCGCGAUAAUAUUAUUGAUCUCUUCCUUUAUCAGCCACAAUAUCUUAAUGCAAUUCAGACAAUGUGUCCACACAUUCUUCGCUAUUUGACUACAGCAGUCAUAACAAACAAGGAUGUUCGGAAACGUCGGCAGGUUCUAAAAGACCUAGUUAAAGUUAUUCAACAGGAGUCUUACACAUAUAAAGACCCAAUUACAGAAUUUGUUGAAUGUUUAUAUGUUAACUUUGACUUCGAUGGGGCUCAGAAAAAGCUGAGGGAAUGUGAAUCAGUGCUUGUGAAUGACUUCUUCUUGGUGGCUUGUCUUGAGGAUUUCAUUGAAAAUGCCCGUCUCUUCAUAUUUGAGACUUUCUGUCGCAUCCACCAGUGUAUCAGCAUCAACAGCAGUACAAAGAAGGAGAUACCCAUUAACUUGGAAAUUCUGUUGGAAGACCACUAUAUUUGCAUGUUGGCAGAUAAAUUGAACAUGACUCCAGAAGAAGCUGAAAGGUGGAUUGUAAAUUUGAUUAGAAAUGCAAGACUGGAUGCCAAGAUUGAUUCUAAAUUAGGUCAUGUGGUUAUGGGUAACAAUGCAGUCUCACCCUAUCAGCAAGUGAUUGAAAAGACCAAAAGCCUUUCUUUUAGAAGCCAGAUGUUGGCCAUGAAUAUUGAGAAGAAACUUAAUCAGAAUAGCAGGUCAGAGGCUCCUAACUGGGCAACUCAAGAUUCUGGCUUCUACUGAAGAACCAUAAAGAAAAGAUGAAAAAAAAGAAAGAAAAGAAAGUUGAAAUAAUAAAACUAUUAUAUAAAGGUUGACUUACAUUUUGGAAACAACAUAUUGAGUAUACAUUUUGAAGAAUUGGAAUAAAAUUGACUGAUUCAUUUUA
Rhinopithecus roxellana (golden snub-nosed monkey) is the source of this 1640-nucleotide messenger RNA. It is a transcript of the gene EIF3E, whose product is annotated as eukaryotic translation initiation factor 3 subunit E. The record is from RefSeq and is a predicted model, not a curated record. Gene Ontology annotation, cellular component: cytoplasm; eukaryotic translation initiation factor 3 complex; nucleus. NCBI's taxonomy places the organism in Eukaryota, Metazoa, Chordata, Mammalia, Primates, Cercopithecidae. Gene Ontology annotation, biological process: translational initiation. Gene Ontology annotation, molecular function: translation initiation factor activity. The coding region runs from base 11 to 1495 and encodes 494 amino acids. The transcript is spliced from 14 exons.